Molecule: messenger RNA, 2146 nt
Organism: Carassius carassius (crucian carp)
Lineage: Eukaryota; Metazoa; Chordata; Actinopteri; Cypriniformes; Cyprinidae
Product: NUAK family SNF1-like kinase 1
Exons: 7
Coding region: 271-1584 (437 amino acids)
Biological process (GO): protein phosphorylation; microtubule cytoskeleton organization; intracellular signal transduction
Cellular component (GO): cytoplasm
Molecular function (GO): tau-protein kinase activity; ATP binding; protein serine/threonine kinase activity
Source: RefSeq, a predicted model, not a curated record
GGUAGGAUUGGAGUCAGCAGUCCAUCCUGGCACUGAUGCGCGUCACCGCUGAUGAUUGACAGCUCGACUCCGCCCCUCGUCAACGAUGCCGGUCCCCGGAGGAAAAGAGCGCACAGGCAGUGAACCAGAAGAUGCUCCAGACUUUCAGAAGAACAACAUGUUACUCUAUUUCCUGUCAUUUUAUUCCAGUAAAUAUCAGAAAAGCGCAUCUUAAGUCGCCGUUCUAAACAGCGGCUACAGCACGCCUCCCAGGUGAGCUGCUCCUCGGCGAUGGACUGCACACACACACCGGAGGAGCGAGCAGAGGUGAAGAAGCACCAGCACAAACACAGCCUCACGCGCCGCUUCCAGGUGCUGGAGACGCUCGGUAGAGGCGCGUACGGUAAAGUCAAGCGAGCGGUGGAGAGGCGCUGCGGGAAGACGGUGGCUAUUAAAUCUAUUAGAAAGGAGAAAUUGAGGGAUGAUCUGGAUAGAUCUCACAUCCAGAGAGAAAUCGAGAUCAGUGCCUCUCUUGUGCACCCACAUAUCAUCCGUCUGUAUGAGGUGUUUGAGAGCAGAGAGCGGAUCGUGAUGGUGAUGGAGUACGCGAGCGGAGGAGAGCUGUAUGACUACAUUCAGGACAAACAGAGACUGUCGGAGGAGGAGGCCAGACACUUCUUCAGACAGAUCACCUCUGCUGUGCAAUACUGCCAUAGAAAUGGUGUGGUUCAUCGUGACCUCAAGCUGGAGAAUAUACUUCUGGACAAAGACUUAAAUGUGAAGUUGGCUGACUUUGGCUUGUCCAACCGCUACACAAGAGGCCAGUGUCUGGACACGUUCUGCGGGAGCCCACUGUACGCAUCUCCAGAGAUUAUCAAUGGACUUCCUUACCACGGACCUGAGGUGGACUGCUGGUCUCUGGGUGUGCUGUUAUAUGCUCUGGUUUAUGGCUCCAUGCCUUUCGAUGGCACAAUUUACAGCGUCCUUAAAGAGCAGAUCCGCCACGGCCGAUAUAAGACCCCAGAUAUCCUGUCAGAGGCCCGUUCGUUGAUCGGAUGGAUGCUCACAGUGAAAACAGAAGACAGAGCCACUGUGGAAGACAUCGCUAACCACUGGUGGCUAAACCGAAACUGUCCCAAAGCUAAAGAGAUGAAACCGUGCGCCUCCACUCUACCCAGAAAGAAACCUAAAGAAAGCAGAUUGUCCUCAAACAGCAGCUUCGAUCUGCUGUCGCCUCUUGAAUCGUCUUCCCACAACCAGCCCACGAAGGGCAUCCUGAAGAAUCUCUACAAUCAGGUUGAGUACACAGACAGGUCUGUGUCUGCUGGAAACAGUACGGCAGCGACCAGCCAAGACGUGGAAAGAGUCGGGACAGAUAACGGGAGGACGAGGAAGGGCAUUCUCAAGUGUCACGGAAAGUUCUCCGGUGUUUCUCCAAUCACGUCGGCUCCUACGUGGUCACAUGGUUUGGGCAAAACUACCCAGGAGUGUGAAGGAGGUGAGCAGCAGGAGAUGGAGUUUCAGAUCAAGGUCUCCCUGUGGAAAACACACGAGUCCAUAGGUCUACACUUUCCACAGAAUACCUAUUUUGAUCAUGAGCAAUGAUUGUAAAUGCAUUGAAUUUAAUAACAAAGAAUAUCGGUUACACUUUACAGUUCAACCAGUUAACACGAGAGCAUUAAAUAUCAUGAACAAUAUUAUGUAGCAUUUAUUAAUCUAGGUUAAUGUUACUGUAUUAUGUUAUUUAAUUUGAAAAUAUGAAGAAAAAAUAUAUAUUUAUUGUAUUUAUUUAAUUUAUAAAUAAACUAUUGGUCAUUGUUAAUUUACGUUUGUUUGAUUGUAAUGUUAUACAACUAUUGAAAUAUGUAUUAGAAAUAUGUCGAAAUGAACAUGAACCUAUAUCAAUAAAUGCUGUAUAUCAAUAAUGAAUAAAAAUUUUUUUUUUAAAGUAUUGCCAUAAACACUUCAAAAGUACAUUUUUAAAUAAAACAAUGAAAUGCUUUUAUUCUGCAAGGAUGUAUUAAAUUGAUCAGAAGGGACAGAAAGUACAUUUAUGUUGCAAAUAAAUUCUAUUUAAAGCAAACGUUCUUUUUAAACUUUUUAUUCAUCAAAAUGUGUCAAUGAUAAGUGUAAAAAUGUAACAAUGAAGGAUUAUGUGACACUGAAG